Molecule: messenger RNA, 355 nt
Organism: Pisolithus orientalis
Lineage: Eukaryota; Fungi; Basidiomycota; Agaricomycetes; Boletales; Pisolithaceae
Exons: 4
Coding region: 32-355 (107 amino acids)
Source: RefSeq, a predicted model, not a curated record
GCUGCUAGCACAGACAAUGUAGUAUUGCUAGAUGGCACCGGGACCGGUUGAACGGGCCAAAUAUCCCAUCGUAGAAGAUUCUGAUUCGCACUGGUUUCAACUCAACGUCUCCGGCGGUGCUCGGGCAUUGGAGAAUCCAGGGGUAAACAAUGCCCAAGACGUGGAUGUCAGGAAGGCAAAAAUCGUGAUUCCUACUUUCGCGUACUUCUCCAAAGGCAGUCUCGACCGUGAAACGAUGCGGCAACGGAAUAUUUACAAGUUGGGUGGUGAUAAUUCCAUUACGGCGACGGCACCUCUUGCAAAAUGUGGGGCAAACGCAGCCAGUCAGAUGAGUGUCCUAGCCUCAGAAACUUGA